AUGCCAUGCAUCAACGAGUCUCAGGUCAUAGGCAUCAACGAUCCGGGGGGGGCUCGAAUCCAGGAGGGCGUUGUGUCGCUGGCCGGCUAUGCCAACGUCUUCCAGCUGAACGUGCUGGCAUCGGGAGUCAUUCCGCAGCUCUCCCUCAUCAUAGGUGGUGCUGUCUACUCGCCUGCUCUCACGGAUUUUGUGGCCAUGGUGAGAUGCGGUGAAAAGUGGGGAGAUGCGGUGAAGAGUGGUAUUGUGCAAUGCACGGCAUACACGUUCGCGGCCAAACGUGACGAGGAGAAGGACGCCCGUUGCUGCUCACUGCUCAUACCCCCCUCCCCUCCAAUGCUCCGCACACCCGUGGCACGGCACGGCGUUCAUGUGUGUGACGGGGCCUGCCAUGCUGAACCACGCUCUCUGCUGCUCCCUGCUCUCUUGUCUCUUAUCCAAUUGACCUGCCCCUGCAUUCCCCCCUCCUGCAUUCCCCCUCCUGCAUUCCCCCCUCCUGCAUUCCCCCCUCCUGCAUUCCCCCCUCCUGCAUUCCCCCCUCCUGCAUGCCCCCCUCCUGCAUUCCCCCCUCCUGCAUUCUCCCCUCCUGCAUGCCCCCCUCCUGCAUUCCCCCCUCCUCAUUUCCCCUCCCCAGACUCGAGGCACGGCGUACAUGAUGAGCUAGGAGGAGCGGACGUGCAGUCCAAGUCAGGGGUGGUGCACCUGGCGUAUGACAACGAACUCGAUGCUCUUGCAAGGUGCGCUGCUGUGUGCUGUGGGCAUGGUCAUGUGGUGUGGGUGGGAUGGGGGGAGGUGUGGUGUGGGUAUGGUCAUGUGGUGUGGGUGGGAUGGGGGGAGGUGUGGUGUGGGUAUGGUCAUGUGGUGUGGGUGGGAUGGGGGGAGGUGUGGUGUGGGUAUGGUCAUGUGGUGUGGGUGGGAUGGGGGGAGGUGUGGUGUGGGUAUGGUCAUGUGGUGUGGGUGGGAUGGGGGGAGGUGUGGUGUGGGUAUGGUCAUGUGGUGUGGGUGGGAUGGGGGGAGGUGUGGUGUGGGUAUGGUCAUGUGGUGUGGGUGGGAUGGGGGGAGGUGUGGUGUGGGUAUGGUCAUGUGGUGUGGGUGGGAUGGGGGGAGGUGUGGUGUGGGUAUGGUCAUGUGGGGUGGGUGGGAUGGGGGGAGGUGUGGUGUGGGUAUGGUCAUGCGCCCCCGACGCCUCUCCAUCACGAUGACCUACAAGGGGCAGCAGGCGGGCGUAGAGUCCAAGCCAGGAGUGGAGUGGUGCUCCUCGCGUAUGACAAUGAGGUGGACGGCCUUGCAGGCUGUGGUGGGGUGGGGAUCCGAGACCUCUUUGACUUCCUGCCGCUCUCCAAUCAGCAUGCGCCACCUCUGCGCCCCAACUUCGACUCCCCGUGA
Messenger RNA from Closterium sp. NIES-65, 1383 nucleotides. Lineage: Eukaryota; Viridiplantae; Streptophyta; Zygnematophyceae; Desmidiales; Closteriaceae. The record is from the annotation of a GenBank genome assembly.